CGGGGCGGGCGGUACGGCGGCGCGACGGGAUCAACGGCGCAGUUGGCGGGAGCGGGAAGCGGUAGGUCGCGCCUGGAGCUCAAACACCCACCCGAGAGCGCGAGCGCCUGGCCCAAGCCGCCGCCGCCGCCGCCAUGCACGUGAUCAAGCGAGAUGGGCGCCAUGAGCGUGUCAUGUUUGACAAGAUCACUUCUCGGAUCCAGAAGCUCUGCUACGGACUCAAUGCUGACUUUGUCGAUCCUGCACAGAUCACCAUGAAGGUGAUUCAGGGUCUGUACAGUGGUGUCACAACUGUGGAACUGGAUACACUGGCUGCUGAGACAGCUGCAACCCUCACUACCAAGCACCCUGACUAUGCCAUCCUAGCAGCAAGGAUUGCGGUCUCCAACUUGCACAAAGAAACCAAGAAAGUGUUCAGUGAUGUCAUGGAAGAUUUGUACAAUUAUGUAAACCCUCAUAAUGGCAGACACUCUCCAAUGAUCGCCAAGGAAACGCUAGACAUUGUUUUGGCUAACAAAGAUCGCCUGAACUCCGCCAUCAUCUAUGAUAGAGACUUCUCCUACAACUACUUUGGCUUUAAGACUCUAGAGCGCUCCUAUCUGCUGAAAAUCAAUUCAAAAGUCGCUGAACGCCCCCAACACAUGCUGAUGAGGGUAUCGGUGGGAAUCCACAAAAAUGAAAUUGAUGCUGCGAUAGAAACCUACAACCUCCUAUCUGAGAAGUGGUUUACCCAUGCAUCUCCCACACUCUUCAAUGCUGGCACCAACCGACCUCAGCUGUCCAGCUGUUUCCUGCUGUGUAUGAAGGAUGACAGCAUUGAGGGAAUCUAUGACACUCUAAAGCACUGUGCGCUGAUCUCCAAGUCUGCUGGUGGAAUUGGUGUUGCUGUGAGCUGUAUCCGAGCCACUGGCAGCUACAUUGCUGGGACAAAUGGAAAUUCCAAUGGGCUUGUCCCAAUGCUGAGAGUCUACAACAACACCGCCCGCUAUGUGGAUCAAGGUGGUAAUAAGAGACCCGGGGCCUUUGCCAUCUACCUGGAGCCAUGGCACUUGGACAUUUUUGAGUUUCUUGACCUGAAGAAGAACACCGGGAAGGAGGAGCAGCGAGCCAGGGACCUCUUCUUUGCCCUCUGGAUUCCCGAUCUCUUCAUGAAACGGGUAGAGACUAACCAGGACUGGUCCUUGAUGUGUCCAAAUGAGUGUCCUGGCCUAGAUGAAGUUUGGGGAGAGGAGUUUGAGAAACUGUAUGAGAGUUACGAGAAGCAGGGCCGUGUCCGCAAGGUGGUGAAGGCCCAGCAGCUCUGGUAUGCCAUCAUAGAGUCUCAGACCGAGACCGGGACCCCUUACAUGCUGUACAAGGACUCUUGUAAUAGGAAAAGCAACCAGCAGAACCUGGGAACCAUCAAGUGCAGCAACCUGUGCACAGAAGUAGUGGAGUACACCAGCAAAGACGAGGUUGCAGUUUGUAACUUGGCCUCCAUAGCCCUGAACAUGUACGUCACGUCGGAGCACACUUAUGACUUCAACAAGCUGGCUGAGGUCACCAAAGUCAUAGUCCGAAACUUGAACAAAAUAAUUGACAUCAACUUCUACCCUGUGCCAGAGGCUGAGCUCUCCAACAGACGCCAUCGUCCCAUCGGCAUUGGAGUGCAAGGUCUGGCGGAUGCAUUCAUCCUGAUGAGAUACCCCUUUGAAAGCCCCGAGGCCCAGUUGUUGAACCAGCAGAUCUUCGAGACCAUUUAUUACGGUGCUUUGGAAUCCAGCUGUGAACUCGCCAAAGAGCUUGGCCCGUACGAAACUUACGAAGGCUGCCCUGUCAGCAAAGGCAUCCUACAGUAUGACAUGUGGAACGUCACCCCUACUGACCUGUGGGACUGGAAGGCUUUAAAGCAGAAGAUUGCCAAAUACGGUGUUAGAAACAGCCUGCUCCUUUCUCCAAUGCCAACUGCUUCUACUGCUCAGAUCUUGGGCAACAAUGAGUCCAUUGAACCCUACACCAGUAACAUCUACACGCGCAGGGUCCUCUCGGGCGAGUUUCAGAUUGCUAAUCCGCACUUGUUGAAAGAUCUGACGGAGAGAGGCUUGUGGAACGAGGAGAUGAAAAACCAAAUCAUCGCCCACAGUGGCUCUGUGCAGAACAUCCCGGAGAUUCCAGAUGACUUGAAGCAGCUCUAUAAGACGGUCUGGGAAAUCUCCCAGAAGACCAUCCUCAAAAUGGCAGCUGACAGAGGCGCUUUCAUUGAUCAGAGCCAGUCCCUGAACAUCCAUAUUGCAGAGCCCAACUACGGCAAACUCACCAGCAUGCACUUCUUUGGGUGGAAGCAGGGUCUGAAGACAGGCAUGUACUACCUGAGGACAAAACCAGCGGCCAAGCCCAUCCAGUUCACCCUGAACAAGGAGAAGCUCAAAGAGAGAGAGAAGGUGUCCAGGGAAGAGGAGGAGAAGGAGAGGAACAAAGCAGCCAUGGUGUGUUCGCUGGAGAACAGAGAUGACUGCCUGAUGUGUGGCUCCUAACACACCUGCCCUUUGGUGCCAGCACAGCUGCUCCAUCUGGCUUCAUCUCUUCUAGAGUAGAUAGGUCUAGUUUUACUUCAGUACAUAGGGUCUUGCUGGGACUGUGAUGGGGGGUGGUCAGGGAGUAGUGUACAGUGCUUUCCCCAUCCCGGGGUUGAGGCCUGUACACACACACACACAUAUCACGCAAAAGACGUUUAUAUGUAUCCCUUUUGCAGCUGAGCUUCCUGGAAACUAAGUGCUUUUGUAUAGUCUUGCAUUAUCCACUGUAGAUAGAAUUUUCCUAAACGUAGACAGGUAACAGGCAUUAGCAUUUUUCCUUAAGGAUGAGUUCUGUGCACUUCAGACAGUUGUCCUCAUUUUACUACUGUGCUUAUGUGGCUCCUGAUGAAUGAAUUUCCUUUGCCACAGUAACGUGGCAGUGAGGAAAACCUCCCUGUGCUCUGUCUGUUGUGGCCAGGGGCGUGUUGUGUUAAGCUGAGGAGUUCGGCUCACACCUGCUUGAGCGACCCCUCAUAAGGAGCUUCUGGUUCUCCCCAGGUGCUGGGGGGCAGACUGGCUAUGUGUAUGUGUCACAUGCACGCUUCUUCGCCAUCCGGCCGGGGGCGGGCAGAGCAUUGCACUGCAGAGGGGUUCCCUUUUUUCCUGUUACCAGGAAACGGAAAAGCUGUUGCAGCACACUUGUCUGUACCAAAAAACCUGGGUGCUGGUCAGCUUCUGAGUAACCAGCAUAAGUGUCCUGCUCUGAGAGAGCCCUGCUGAAUUGCACAUUCUGUCUCCUUUCAAGAGCCAAAUCCAUCUGGCUGGGCUAAUUGUUUGAUGGUUCUAAAAUAAAUGUUUUUACCUUUC
Molecule: messenger RNA, 3362 nt
Organism: Mauremys reevesii (Reeves's turtle)
Lineage: Eukaryota; Metazoa; Chordata; Testudines; Geoemydidae
Gene: RRM1
Product: ribonucleotide reductase catalytic subunit M1
Exons: 19
Coding region: 135-2513 (792 amino acids)
Biological process (GO): deoxyribonucleotide biosynthetic process; DNA replication
Cellular component (GO): ribonucleoside-diphosphate reductase complex
Molecular function (GO): ATP binding; ribonucleoside-diphosphate reductase activity, thioredoxin disulfide as acceptor
Source: RefSeq, a predicted model, not a curated record